UCACGAGUGUCGUUACAGGCGCAAUGCGGCUGUCGGGAUGUAAGGAGGAAUGGCGACGGUCGAGGCGGUUUUGGAGGCCAGAGCUGAGCUGAGUUUGACCAAACAGAAGCGGAACGCAGGUUUCCCAACUUUUAAUAUUUCCCAACAUGGAAACUGAAGUGACAGUGUCCUCCUCGCCCUCCACGCUCAGACCACCCUUGUCGUCCGCCCCUCAGACUUCCACUGCCCCCGCUAACCUGGCGGCUAAACAGAAAGACAGCAGCAGAAAGACACCGUCCAACACUCCCGCCUUCCUCUCUAACCUGGGCAGGGCGACCCUGCGGGGCAUCCGCAAGUGCCCCCAGUGUGGCGUCUACAACGGCACCCGUGGGCUCAGCUGCAAGAACAAGGCCUGCGGGAUAUCUCUCAGGAAUGCCUCCACCACGGGCAGGAGCAGCAAGAAGUGCGCGGUGGAGGUGGUGAAGGUGAUAAUAGACAGUGAGGAGGGAGGGGGUAAGGAGCGUGCAGGGGGGGGAGGAGGCCUUGCGGGCGCUUCAGGUGGAGGUGUGCAGGUGUUUUCAGUGUGUCACAGAGGAAGAGGAGCCACAGCGACACAGCUGGGCUUUGUGGAACUCGUCCCCACUGAUACCGCAAUAGCUACAGGCGACGGCGCGACCCUGCUGACCCGCAUCAAUCUAGGUCGUUGUUUUCUGCCUUCUUGCAGGCAGGGUCAACGGUCAAAUCAUGGCGAUUCAGAGUCGGUGGCUGCGGGUGCAAAACAGUCCUCGGACAGCCUCUGCGUUCACAUAAAGCAAGCGAUAGAGUGUCAGAGCCGCGCCGCGCCGCUCACCUUGAAGAGCUCCGUCCUGGAGGGGCUGCAGGCCUCAAUCCAGGAACGGGAGGAGCUUUGGAGGCUGGCCACGGAGUCUCCGGGACCCCUGGUGCAGCGCGUCGCAAAGGACACCCUGGUGGUGAAGUGCCACACGGACUCCCAGCAUCCUUUGGGGCUCCUGCAUCUCACCGUGUGUGCGGGAGGGCUGUCGGAGGUUUCAAAGAGCGAGAGGCGGAGCAGAGAUAAGCAGCAGCAGCAGCAUGGACUCUUUCACUGUGCCUGUCAGGUGAGCGGCGGCGGCAGCAGCAGCAGAAGAAGUAAACCCGGUGCGGACGGCGCCAACUCUCAUCCGCCUCUCGGCUCUGUGACAUCACAGCCCUGCCUUCACUUCCACGCCUGUGUGUGCGCCUUUGCAAGCGACGAGAAACUGGCGUCAGAGUUUGCUGCGUUCAUCAACUACACCCCGAAUGGCGUUCAGCAGAGCGCUCCGAGCAGAGUGAUCAGUCCCAGUGAGAAGCCUCUGCUGCAGGCUGAGACCGUCAACCCUCAUCAUAAAACAAAGAAACUGCGGGUGGAUGAAUCCCUCUCAGCGACCUCUCCCUCUGAGGUCGGAAAAGAGGGAGUGUCCGCCUGCGGUCUAAAGAGAGCCGGUCAGCGGAAAGCCCCCGCUGCUGGUGGGCUGAAGGCUCAAGGGAGUAUGCAGGUUGUGGAUGAACGUACAGUGGCGAUGGGUUUCCACCAGUGGCUGGCCAGUGUCACAGAGAGGAUCCACCAGACUAUGCACUACCAGUUUGAUGGGAAACCAGAACCUCUGGUGUUCCACGUCCCCCAGGAGUUCUUCAACGCUCUGCAGCAUCGUCUGUCCACGGGCUCCAAGAAGAAGAGACUGCCCAACUUCACAACAGCUUUUGUGAGAAACGAUGGACUCCCGCUCGGCUCCUUCUCCAAGUACACCUGGCACAUCACCAAUCUGAUGCAGGUCAAAAGAAUCUUUGACACCCCAGAGUUGCCUCUGGAGCUCUCUCAGAGUUUUGUAAAAAACGCAGACGGCUCUUAUUCUCGUUUCCACUGCCCCGACCCGCUGCCUGAACCCGAGUUACCCGACGGCUACAGGACGGAUCGACCGCAGGCCAUACGGCCGAUGGAGCUCCGCACCUUCCUCAAAGUCGGACCGGGCUCGCCGGAUCAGAAGGAGGCGGCUCCGUUUGUCGUCGAGUGGAUCCCAGACGUCCUCCCUCGCUGUCAGAUGGGAGAGCUCAGGAUCGGCUUCGAGUUUGGACACCAGCAGAGCGGUCAGGCGGAUCACUGCGAGAAAAUGAGCGCCACGGAGAAAGGGGGGCGGAACAAGCCGGACUCGAGCCAAACCAAACACACGAAGGCUGUGGAAGUCCUUCAAGUGGUCGUCUAACAGCUCGACUUGAACGGCCUCUGUCGGUCAUGGAUCGUUUAUGUAUGCAGUAUUUGACUCCCCCCGUAUUCCCACAUUAUAAUAUGCAAGCUGCUGAUAAUCAAUAACCUCCUGAGUGACGCCGUGUUUUAUUGAAUCUCGACCGUAGAGAAGAUGUAUCAUACCUUUUCUUUAAAUGCGGAAUAUUCCCGACAGCUAACAACAAUAAAGAAGAAAUUAUAUUUUCUGAAAGAU
This is a messenger RNA of Labrus mixtus (cuckoo wrasse), 2453 nucleotides long. It is a transcript of the gene c17h2orf42, whose product is annotated as chromosome 17 C2orf42 homolog. NCBI's taxonomy places the organism in Eukaryota, Metazoa, Chordata, Actinopteri, Labriformes, Labridae. The record is from RefSeq and is a predicted model, not a curated record. The transcript has 9 exons. The coding region runs from base 147 to 2219 and encodes 690 amino acids. Gene Ontology annotation, cellular component: nucleus.